ACGUCAGUGCUGUUCACUGCAUGACCGUCAGCAAUGUCCCCAGAACGGCCCAGGGAGGGACCGAGGAAAGUCACUGAGUCAGUCUCACAUUGUGCUGCCGGGCCACCUGUUAAAGAGCAGCCGCUGUCAUCGCCUGGGUCCCCGUGAAGUAGCAUGCGGGACGGGAUCCGCUCGGAGCGCACUGAGCGGGACGAGCCCAAAGUGAAGUGAGAAGGAGCGGAGAGAGGCGCGCUUCCGCACCGCAUGUUGAGCCAGCAAGUUGCCUGACAGAACAAAAGUCGCGUCGACGGGGAAGACGGGGAGACGCUCUCGGAUUUAACAAAAGCUUUUCAGGAACACUUGUUUCGGAAAAAUGAAAUUCGCGGAGCAUCUUUCGUCCCAUAUCACCCCAGAGUGGAGGAAACAAUAUCUUCGCUAUGAGGCCCUCAAGGAAAUGCUGUAUUCGGCCCAGGACCACGCCCCAUCCAUAGAAGUCACAGAUGAAGACACAGUGAAGCGAUACUACGCUAAGUUUGAGGAGAGGUUUUUCCAGAACUGUGAGAAAGAGCUUCUGAAAAUCAACACGUUCUAUUCAGAAAAGCUCGCUGAAGCUCAGCGGCGGUUUGCAACGCUGCAAAAUGAGCUGCAGUCAUCAAUGGAUGCCCAGCGAGAGCAAAACACUCCGUACGGCCUUCGCAAACGCAAGACGUUGUUCCACCUGACGCAGGAGGAGCGCUCCAAGCACCACAACAUCAUGGACCUGAAGCUAGCCUUCAGCGAGUUCUACCUCAGCCUCAUCCUGCUCCAGAACUACCAGAACCUGAACUUCACUGGUUUCCGUAAAAUCGUGAAAAAACAUGACAAGAUCCUGGACACGACUCGUGGAGUUGAAUGGCGUCUGGCUCAUGUGGAUGUGGCUCCUUUUUACACCUGCAAGAAGAUUACUCAGCUCAUCACUGAGACAGAGACUCUGGUCAUCACAGAGCUGGAGGAAGGAGAUCGUCAGAGAGCUAUGAAGAGGUUGAGAGUUCCUCCUCUGGGGGCAGCUCAGCCUGCUUUGGCCUGGACGACCUUCAGAGUGGGUCUCUUCUGUGGUUUCUUCAUCAUUCUGGUUGUCGCCUUUAUUCUCACUGGUGCUGUUGUCACUCGCUACGAGAAUAUUUGGCCUCUGGUGCGCAUCUAUCGUGGCGGCUUCCUGUUGAUCCAGUUCCUCUUCCUGCUGGGGAUUAACACCUACGGCUGGAGACAGAAUGGAGUCAACCAUGUCCUCAUCUUUGAGAUUGACCCUCGAGAUAACUUGUCACACCAGCACCUGUUUGAGAUUGCUGGUUUCCUGGGUGUGUUAUGGUGUCUCAGCAUCCUCUCGUGUCUAUACUCAGAGUACACCUACCUCCCCAUGCAGGUCAACCCUCUCAUUCUUUACGGCUUCAUGGUGCUCUUCCUCAUCAACCCAUUUAAAACCUGCUACUACAAAUCCCGCUUCUGGCUCAUCAAACUGCUGUUUCGUGUUUUCACUGCACCGUUUCAUCGGGUGGAAUUUGCAGACUUCUGGCUGGCAGAUCAGCUCAACUCUCUGGUCGUUGUACUCAUGGACUUCGAGUAUCUCAUCUGCUUCUACAUCUUUGAGUUGCAGUGGAGCAGCAGCAAGGGGCUGAUUCCCCCAGAUUCCGGUCACCACAUCUGCCACAGCUACUGGUACGGCCUGCGCGCCAUCAUCCAGUGUCUGCCCGCCUGGCUUCGUUUCAUCCAAUGCUUGAGGCGUUACCGUGACACCAAGAGGGCCUUCCCACACCUGGUCAACGCCGGCAAAUACUCCACCACCUUUUUUGUUGUCACCUUCGCAGCUCUCUACAUCACACACCAGGAACAAGGACACACGGACGCAGACAUGUUUCUGUACCUUUUGAUCGUGUUCUCCACCAUCAGCUCCCUCUACACUCUGACCUGGGAUCUGAUUAUGGACUGGGGUCUGUUUGAUCGUGGAGCUGGAGAAAACACUUUCUUGAGAGAAGAAAUCGUUUACCCGCACAAGGCCUACUACUACUUUGCCAUCGUGGAGGACGUGCUUCUGCGUUUUGCCUGGACCGUCCAGAUCUCUCUUUCUACAAUGACCGACCCUCACUCUGUGGGCAACAUCGUGGCCACCAUCCUAGCUCCUCUGGAAGUCUUCAGGCGCUUCGUGUGGAACUUCUUCCGUCUUGAGAACGAGCACCUGAAUAACUGCGGCGAGUUUCGAGCGGUGCGAGACAUCUCGGUGGCGCCGCUCAACGCUGAUGACCAGACGGUGCUGGAGCAGAUGAUGGACCAGGAAGACGGCAUCAGGAACCGUUCAGGCAAGACCUGGAAGAGAAACCACAGCUUGUCUCUCCGACGCCCCCAGCUGUCCUCCUCACACUCAAAGAAGGACACAAAGGUGCUGAUUGAAGAUACGGAUGACGAGGCCUUCAGCUGAGUCCGCUCCAUCAUCUAAAACACACACACACACACACACACACCAUGCUAUAUUUAUAAGGACCGCCGUUCUUUUCCUCCUUCAUAGUGUAACAUGUUGGUUUAAACAUCAGUGUAAUCGUUAAAAUGCAUAAGCUCCUCGUUUUAACAGAGAUUACCUCAUCUUCAUAAUCUCUAGAGUGUCUAGAGUUGGUCCUUAGAAGUAUAGGAAACACAAAGUACAAUCCAGAGACACACAAACACGAAGAGAAAACCUGCUGAAGCACAAGCAACAUGUCAUCUUGGUGCUGUUGAGGAGAGAGCCGACGCUACAUUCACACUGAUGUCAAAGAAACCUUCUUAACUUAACUUACAGAAGCAGAUCACACUGCCUGGGAUGAUUCAAAGCUUUUAUCGAGAAUGACUUCUUUACUGUCUGUUUGGGGCUUUUUUUUUACGUUGAGAUGUUUUGGGUUUUGUUGAGUUUCUCUUCAGGACUCACUGCAGACGACUGUUCACACGCCUUUCUAACACCUCCAGGAUCAACAGGGAGAAGACGAAGCCAAUAAAAGACUAAAACCAGGAAUCUAAGGAAGGACUGAAAACACGUGACACCAUAUCUAACAAAUCAACUGGUUUCAACUUGUUGAUUUCUUUUAUACUCCUUUUGUUAUGUUUUCUUUUCUUUAGCUGUAGUGAACGAUCGCAACCUUUGAAGCGCUUGCAGGAAAAGUGCGUUUACAACAUGAAACAUGAAAAAGGUUCCUUAAAAAAUAUGAAAGAUGUUUCAAUUCAAACACUUAUCUUUGACGUUUCUUUGUUAUAUACGUGUAUUACUACUAUAGAUGUUUAUACUAAUAGACUGUUGAUGUGUUUUAUAGCGUUAAAUGUGCCACGUCUUUAUUAGAAACACAGAGCCCUGAGGUACUCCCCGACUUAAUUAGAGGAUUUUAAAUCUCUGAUGUUAUCUUAAAGUGCUCUUUUACACUGACUUCAGCUAAGGUGCAUGCGUUGCAAUUAACACUGGUUACCAAAGUUUUCUUCCUUAUGAAUGUGAUUCAAAUGAGGAUAAAUCUGUUCAUCACGUCUGCCUGAUCGCGUCAAACGAUACCAGAGCCGGAGUUUUAUUUAUCUGCUGCAAUCUGCUUCAUUUUGUAGUCAGCCUGCGGCUUGUUGGAAACAUGAGUGGACAUCUAAUCCUAUAGAAGGUCUUUAUAUAGGUUGAUCUCAGUAAAUUAGAAUAUUACAAGAAAGUUCAUUUAGUUCAGUAAUUCACAAAAUUGAGGUCUUCAGGAAGUUGAACUACGAGCGCCUCUAGCUUGUUUGUAUUGUCUUUGGUAUCUCGUUUUCCUCUAUGUAAUAAAUAGCUUCUCUAUUAGGUUCAGUUUUGCUGGCCAGUCAUGGUUAGUCAUUGAUAUUAUGGUCAUUAAUGUAGGUAUUGACACCUUAGAUACCUUUGGCAAUGCGAAAAAUGAAAUCACCAUCUCGAGAAAGAUUGAAACAUGAUUUGAUAUAAAAUGUUCUGGUAAAUGGUUGAAUUCUGUGCGGCUCCACCUGGUUUCAUUUGAACUUUGAACUUUGAACAGCAGGCCUUUAUUUUUCUCUUUAUUCAAGUUAAGGUGAUUUUGAUGUCUCUUGUUCAGGAGUGUUCAGAGUUUUCCAGUGCCCUUCUGUGUGUGGCAUUAAUUACACAGUCAUACUUUUUCUUUCCACUCAACUUUCCAUCAAUGUACUUGUGUAUGGCUGUUCUUCCCCACACCAUUAACUUUACAUCUGCCAUGAAACAGUUGGUUAGCUGCAUAAAUAAAUGAGUUUCACUGAUGUUCUAAUUUGCAGAAACGGGAAUUAAAGGUGACGCUAAUCAGCUAAAAACAGAAACAAAAUAAUUUUCAUGCGCUGUGGUUACUGUCCAGAGAUGAAUACGUUGUAUAGUUUUAGGACUGAAGUCUUUGCAACAGUUUAAAUUAAAGCUUCUUGCUGAAUUGGUUUCUGCUUACAAACAGAAACAUUUCUAGAAAUGUUUGUGCGUGCUUUGAUUUCUGUGAUCACAGCACCAGGGUUCUGAUGGAAACUAGGAUUUCUCUCUGUUGCCAGAUUACCCCUUAUGUUGACUUUUGAAUAAAUUUAGAGGCUUUUUUAAUUAUUAUUAUUUCUGUGAAUGAACUAUUUGCUGAUUGUCAGACUUCUAUCAUUCUACGCUCCAUUUAUGUUUUUGAUCUUCAGUGUGGCCUCGCCUGUUUGACUUCAGGUGUUGUGGUUUCUUCAGAUAAAUGUGCUGAUGUCUGCUCUUAUUUCUCUGCUGGCUUUGCUCAAAUAUGUUACCAGAAUUUUUAAGUGAGUUCCUUCUUCUAGCAACGAGCCCUGGUUGUCCUAGAAAACUUGACGCGUCUUGUUUCCUAGUCGCUUAUACUCCCAUCCGAUCUUAAUGUGAACUGGAAAGUUUAAAGGGUGGAAAACCUCUCUGUCCACAUUGAUACUCUGCACAGACACUGCAACAGACAUUCACACACACGCUGACAGCUCACAUCGUCUCUCUUGUCAGACAGUUUUGUAUAAAGGUUAUGUCGUCUUGCCUGCAUGCUGCUCUUGUUUUUACUUUGUACAGAGCUCUUAAUUUAUUCAACAUAGUGUUUAUAUUAGUAAUAUUUGCACACACCGACAAUGAUGAAUUUUUAUUUGUAGCCAUUUGUGCUCCUGGACAAGCAGUAUUUUUUAGGCAAAGAGGAGUUUUUUGUUGAUUGUAUGCAAUCCUGCACUCUUAUUUUGAUUUUUCCUCUGCCUGUGUAAAGCUGUUGAAACGUGUUUGUAAGAAGAACUGAUGUUUCGCUGUAUCUUGUUGGUGGUUUCUUUAAAUCUAAAAGCCUCACGGCGGGGGGUACGGGGGCAGAUUCCUGAGGCUGUUAUGCUGUUUGUACAUUUGUGAAAGUGCAUGAAAACGUUUGUGACAUCUGUUGUUGGUGACUGUCCUGCAGACAGAAGCACUUUGACACAUUUCAGUUCAGCCCAGGGACAGACUGUGGUCCAAGCAGAAGUCAGUAAACUGAUCCCAGAUCAGUUUAGAUGACCUGUGUCUGUUCAUAGAAGCUGAAAACAGGGUUAUUUUGUACAGUUUCGUGUUUGAUGAGAUGAUGGUGAAAAACCCUGACAUCCCGUUUUCUGAUUUUGUUUCUUUUUCUUACCCACUGCUUGCUGAAACCUUCAUGGUGUAAAAGUGCUUAAAUGUGUGCACCCUUCACUCCCCGAUUGAUGUCGUUUGUACCCUUUCUCUGAACUAUUUGAACGUGCUAGUACCCGUAGUUUGGUAGAUGGAUGUUCUGCUUUGAUAACUUUAAGAAAAACAAGAAACUAAAUGUGAUUUUAAGAGGAAAUGUCUCAACAUUUCUCCCCGAGUCGCUUUUACAGAGAGUAGUUUGUACAUGUUGAGUGUUUACCAAUGUUCUAUGAUGGUUUUUCUCAUGGUCUUUGUAUUUCUGUAAACACUUUGGUGAUCCUGUCAUAUCUGGGUUUUAUAAACCAUGAUUAUUUUUAAAACUCA
Molecule: messenger RNA, 5944 nt
Organism: Xiphophorus maculatus (southern platyfish)
Lineage: Eukaryota; Metazoa; Chordata; Actinopteri; Cyprinodontiformes; Poeciliidae
Gene: xpr1a
Product: xenotropic and polytropic retrovirus receptor 1 homolog
Exons: 15
Coding region: 353-2431 (692 amino acids)
Biological process (GO): phosphate ion transport; cellular response to phosphate starvation
Cellular component (GO): plasma membrane; cytoplasm; Golgi apparatus
Molecular function (GO): inositol hexakisphosphate binding
Source: RefSeq, a predicted model, not a curated record